AUGGGGUCCUCCUCUUCCACAUCCUCUAAUAGAAAGGGUUGCGAUUUGGCCUCCAGCUUUGACAACUUUUUUAAGAACUUCAAGGUGGAAAGCAAAAUCCUCUCUCAGGAAACCAUCACAUUGAUUCAAUCACGCCUGAAGGAGGGGGACCUUCAGAGAGCAGUUUCUGCAAUUAGUGAUGCAUUGAGAGACAUUGACAAUGCCCCACUGAGCAUUGCUGUGACUGGGGAGUCUGGGACAGGGAAGUCCAGCUUCAUCAAUGCCUUGCGGGGUUUGAAGCAUGAAGAAGAAGGGGCUGCCCCCACUGGGGAACUGGAGACAACUUUUGAGAGAACCAAAUAUGAACACAAGAAGUUUCCCAAUGUGACAUUAUGGGACCUGCCAGGCAUAGGGACCACUAACUUUCGGCCUCAGGAGUAUCUGGAGAAAAUGAAAUUUGGUGAGUAUGACUUCUUUAUUAUCAUCUCUUCUACACGCUUCAAAAUCAAUGAUGCACAUCUAGCAAAGGCAAUUAGAAAAAUGAAAAAGAAUUUCUACUUUGUCCGAUCUAAAGUGGACAGUGAUUUAUAUAAUCUACAAAGGAGUAAACCCAACACAUUCAAUAAGGAUGAAAUCCUGCAAAGGAUCCGCAAUGACUGUGUGACUCAGUUGCAGAAUGCCAAAGUGAGAGACCCUCAGGUCUUCUUAGUCUCCAACCUCGAGUUGUCUGACUAUGAUUUCCAAAGCCUGGAGACCGCCCUUCUGAGGGACCUCCCAGCCCACAAGCGCCAUAUCUUCAUGCAAUACCUGCCAAAUGUUACUGAUGCCACCAUUGACCAGAAGAGGGAUUCCCUGAGACAGAAGGUCUGGUUGGAGGCCCUGAAGGCUGGAGCAUCAGCCACCAUCCCUUUCAUGGGCUUGAUCAGUGAUAAUGAUGUGGAGAAGCUGGAGGAGACCUUAACCCUCUACAGGUCUUACUUUGGGCUGGAUGAUGCAUCCCUGGAAACCAUGGCCAAGGACUUUAACGUGUCAUUGGAGAAACUCAAGGCAAACCUUAGUUCUCCCCAUUUGCUAUCAGUUGAAAAGGAUGAUGAAUCAUUAGGAGAAAAACUGUUAAGAUAUGUGGAAAAAUUCUGCUCUGUUAGUGGAGGACUCAUUGCCACUGGUCUUUACUUUAGGAAGAUUUUCUACUUGCAAAACUAUUUCCUUGAGACUGUGGUGAGUGAUGCAAAAGUUCUUUUUAAAAAAGAAGAGAUUUUUAAGGACCUUGUGGGCUCUGGGCAAACCUAUCCACUUCAUAAUGUAGGGAAUGAAAAUGGGAAAAGUGAGGCAGCCAGCUCCUGA
Molecule: messenger RNA, 1323 nt
Organism: Odobenus rosmarus divergens (Pacific walrus)
Lineage: Eukaryota; Metazoa; Chordata; Mammalia; Carnivora; Odobenidae
Product: interferon-inducible GTPase 1-like
Exons: 1
Coding region: 1-1323 (440 amino acids)
Biological process (GO): defense response; cellular response to interferon-beta
Cellular component (GO): endoplasmic reticulum membrane
Molecular function (GO): GTP binding; GTPase activity
Source: RefSeq, a predicted model, not a curated record